Molecule: messenger RNA, 1052 nt
Organism: Thlaspi arvense
Lineage: Eukaryota; Viridiplantae; Streptophyta; Magnoliopsida; Brassicales; Brassicaceae
Source: the annotation of a GenBank genome assembly
AUGGUCUUAUCAAAACGAUGGUGUUUUCUCUGGACGGUGGUGCCUAAACUCGAGUACAAAUACACCGAUGAUGAUGGAUGCGAAAGCGUUUGGAAGUUUCUUGAAAAGUCAUUGGAACUUCACAAAGCACCUUUCUUAGAAACUUUGUGUAUCCAAAUCGGUCAAAGGUUUCUUGUUAAUGCAGAUUUUAGAAAAUGGGUUGCAAAUGCGGUUGAUCGCUUGGUGCGCAAGCUAGACUUAGAGCUUCUUUGGACAGCAGAGCCUAUUAGCUUACCUAAGAGCCUUUACACCAGCAAAACGCUUGUGGGGUUGACACUUUCCAACAAGAUCCUGGUGGAUGUUCCUCCCUCAGCUUGCCUCCCCUCUAUCAAAAUAUUGCGGCUUAUCUUGGUUGUUUACAAAGACGAAUAUUCACUUGUCAAGCUAUUACCAAGUUGCUCAGUUCUUGCUCGAUCGAUAGUGUACCUCGGUAUCACGGAUAGGAAGAGAGACCCUCUCCCGACGUGGAAUAUGUUUCGUUAUGAUAAGCCACAUAUCUUUGUUCUUUGUCAUGCUCAUGACAAGUUUCACAGAUGUAUUUCCUUGCUCACUAAUCUCGGUUUACUUUUGAACGAUCCCAAGGUUCUGGAUUUUAGUGGCAAUGCCUUCUCUCGGCUUCAAUGGUUCAUACUAUAUGCGUCAGGGCAUUUCUGGUUGGAUCUAAUAUUCCACUAAUUCUCAACAAGUCUCCUAAACUACAGAUUCUACAAAUCCGUUCUGUAAGAGGAUAUCAGCCCGGUAAUCUCCCCAUGUCAUGGAACCAAACUAGUUUUGUUCCCAGAUGCUUGUCUACCAGUAUAGAGUUCUUUGAGUGGAAUAAAUAUAGCGGGAGUGAAGAAGAGAAAGAGCUCAUGAGAUACAUACUUGCAAACUCCAAGUGUCUAAAGAAAGUAACAAUCACUUUGGUAUCAACCUUCAAUCUUGACGAGAAAGAGAUGAUGGUAAAGGAGCUAAAAUCUAUUUCUAGAGCUAGUUUCAACAUUGUCUCAGCUUCUUUUUUAAUGAAAAUAAAA